AUGUCAAUGUUUGCUAUUACAAGAAGUGCAACUGUGAGUUGUGGAUUUUUAGGCUUAAGAUUAACGCGCAGAUAUAUUUUUACGUACAAAAUGAGUGAAAAACCCGCAGAUUAUAGUUUAACCAAUGGGUUUGAGAGCAAAACUCCUUUCUUAAUAGGUGUUGCAGGGGGUACUGCUAGCGGCAAGUCAACAGUAUGCCAGAAAAUUAUGGAGAAGCUUGGCCAGCAACAAAAAGAACAAACAGAUAGGCGAGUGGUAUGCAUAAGUCAAGACUCAUUCUAUCGUAGUCUUACACCUUCCGAGAGGGUUCGGGCCGAAAGAGGUCAAUUCAACUUUGAUCACCCUGAUGCAUUUGAUGACAAGAAAUUAUUGGCCAUAUUAAAAGAAAUUCUUGCUGGCAAGAAAGUUGAAGUUCCUGAAUAUGACUAUGUUACAAAUUCUAUAAGUGAUCGUUCGCACACUAUCUACCCGGCUGAUGUGGUGCUAAUUGAGGGAAUCCUGGUGUUCUACUUCCCAGAAGUAAGGGACCUGUUCCACAUGAAACUUUUUGUUGACACUGAUUCAGACACAAGACUUGCUAGAAGAGUACCACGUGAUAUAAUGGAGCGCGGACGGGACUUAGAGCAAGUACUCAACCAGUAUAUGAAUUUCGUCAAACCAGCGUUUGAAGAGUUUUGCCUGCCGACCAAAAAAUUCGCGGACGUCAUCAUUCCACGCGGAGCCGACAAUUUAGUGGCUAUUGACUUAAUUGUCCACCAUAUUUGGGACAUUAUGUACAAGAAACGACCACGUGUCAACGGUUGUAAUGGCUUCGACGAAGACGGCAGGCGCCUCUCGGGAAGCUCGGAAGAUACGCUUAGCCGAUGA
Pieris macdunnoughi is the source of this 867-nucleotide messenger RNA. NCBI's taxonomy places the organism in Eukaryota, Metazoa, Arthropoda, Insecta, Lepidoptera, Pieridae. The record is from the annotation of a GenBank genome assembly.